AUGGACGACAGAGGAGGAGGAGCCGAGUCGAACUUGGUUCCCAGUUCCGACUGGGCCGAGUUGACUCAUGAGUGCCUACUCAAUAUCCUUUCACGCCUCAGUGUCGAAGAUCGAUGGCGGAGAGUCAUGUUGGUCUGCAAAUCUUCCGACUGGGCCGAGUUGACUCAUGAGUGCCUACUCAAUAUCCUCUCACGCCUCAGUGUCGAAGAUCGAUGGCGGAGAGUCAUGUUGGUCUGCAAAUCGUGGCUACACGCCAUCAGAGACCCGAGUCUUUACUCGGUCUUCGACCUCGACACCCACUUCGACUCGGUCCUUGAGUCACCCGCCUGGUGGACCCCCGAGUUUGAGCGAAAAGUCGACGCUAUGCUCCGAUCCGUCGUCGUCUGGAGUGAUGGGUCUCUGAAGGAAAUUCGCGUCAGACAUUGUUCAGAUCGGUCUGUGUCUGUGGUUGCGGAAAGGUAA
Messenger RNA from Ilex paraguariensis (yerba mate), 462 nucleotides. The record is from the annotation of a GenBank genome assembly. Lineage: Eukaryota; Viridiplantae; Streptophyta; Magnoliopsida; Aquifoliales; Aquifoliaceae.